Ostrea edulis (European flat oyster) is the source of this 4223-nucleotide messenger RNA. Its product is annotated as spermatogenesis-associated protein 1-like. The record is from RefSeq and is a predicted model, not a curated record. The transcript has 14 exons. The coding region runs from base 444 to 2903 and encodes 819 amino acids. Lineage: Eukaryota; Metazoa; Mollusca; Bivalvia; Ostreida; Ostreidae.
AAUUUUCAAUAUAUCCCAAGCUCUUACUCUACAGACAUGCAAUGCUGUAUUGGAAUCGAGGGAUUAUGUGUGUUUUAACUCAAACAUUGUUUUUAUCCAACAGCACUCUUUUUACAAUGCAGUGUAUCAGUGUAGAAGUAUUUCAAUAUAAGGACAACUUUGAUAUUUGAUGAUCGCAAAAUUUAACAGGCAACCAAGACCCAUUGUGGAAAGUCGUUAAGCCAUUUGUAUUUUGGGGCUAGUUUAACUUUGUGUGCUUUGAGCUUUCGGUUGGUGUUAACCUCCGAUAAGUAAUAUUCCAGAGAUGGAUUAAGGGGAUGCCAUUAAAAGUGUGGUUUUGCUGUUAAAGUACCAGUGAAAACAAGAACUGUUUUAUUCUGUAGAGCCAUACAUUGCCCAAAUUGGAAUUUCUUUUCAUCACAGAAGGAAUUUAUCUUUUCAAAAUGAGUUUGAUGGAAAGGUAUAAAACCUUCAAGAGACCGUCAUCAGGGCAGCUUGUAGACCUUCAUGUAUAUAUAGUGCCACCAGACAUUUGGAGGGAACGCUAUAACAACUUCUUAAAUCAGAAUGUAACAGAGACAAUCUCUGCAGGAAUCAUCAGGGUACACCCAGAGCGUUUAGUGUAUGAUCUCCGUGAUGAAUUGGAUCAGCAAGUGGGGGUGGAAAUGCUCCCCAGAGACUAUGUUUUCCUCAAAAGUGUGGGUCGAAGCAUCACACGGUUAAAACAAAAACAAGAAUAUCAGUUGAAAGCAAAGCAUUUUAUUCCUCCUCAGGCCUAUGCCCCUGAGUUAUAUUUAUUAGAGAUCAGCGCAGAUGACCGUGAGAGCAGUCGGACCUCAACACGCCCACAGUCUCCGUACUCCCAAAACCCAGAAAGUGAAGAUGAACGUCGCUCUGGCAACAAAUCUAAACAUAGAAAUAACGAGUCAUCCCCAUACCGCUAUUCCCCCCUCCCCAAAAUUAAACCUACCCAUAGUCCCCCACACAGAGUUGAAUACAAUCACAAUGGCGAUAUAAAAACAGAAAAUGGUCGGUUAUCAGAUUCCUGGGGCUCCAAUAGAGACAAACGCACCCCACCCCCACCCCGAAGUGUGCCAAGAACCCCCACCCGCCCCAAAGUUUCUCGGGAAUUCACUCCCCGUAAUCAAACCCCAAGAGAGGAGUCCCAUAGGGCUCCUCCUAGGUCUUCACCAUCUCCAACAGAUCAUAGAAAGCGAGCAAACCAGAACCAAGAACCAGGAUCAGGGACAUAUACUAACCACACCAACGAAGAUUCAGGGAUCAACGUAAACUCACCAGAGGACCACUUUGAUGCCUUAGACAGAAGGAAACAAGAUGAGGACAGAAAUGAUGACCUUCAUCGACGUCUUCACCCAGAAAACGAUGAACAUCGAAGGAAUGGUGAAGAGGAUAAUGAUGAGUGGGAGCGACGACGUCGUGAGGAUGAGGAACGAAGACGGAGAGAAGAGGAAGAACGUAGGAGGAGAGAGGAAGAGGAACAAAGGAGAGAGGAAGAAGAAAGACGUCGUCUGGAAGAAGAAAGAGCAAGGAUAUCGAAGCAACAGCUGACAGGUUCAGAUGAGGUAUCAACAGUAAGCUCCGAAAACACACCAAUUGCUAGUAAUGAAGGGUCAAGAAAGCCUACACUGGGACACCAGUAUCAACAGAUUCCAUCAUCUGCUUUCACUAAGAAUUCAUUGAAUUUCAAUGAAGGGGGAGAUCCUUCAGUAAACCCAACUUCAGUGAAUUAUAGCAAAGAGCAAAAUUCAACAACCGUUGAUAAUUCAGUAUAUGGUGGUAAACACAGAAUGAAAGUUCCAGGGGGGAAUAAAGAUUUAGUAAACACCUACAAUAAAGAUAGAGAAAGAUCUCUCCAAAAUCCUGAAAAUUCAAUGAAUUACAAUAAAGAGAGAUUGAAAGUUCCAGAGAUGGACCUAAACAGAUUCCCAUCUCCUCCUCCACUACAGAUGAAUGACUCUAAUGAGGGCCAUGAUACAGAAUCAUCAAAGCAAAACAGAAAGGCUGAAAAUGCCCCAGCUGUUUUUGUGACCAAGCAUUCCCUUUCUAAGCAGGAAACAAAGAAGGAAAUAAAGGAGCGACUGUUGAAAGAACUAGAAGCGGCUCGUGAAGCUAGGAGAGCUGUAGAAAAACAAAGGGAAGAGCUGGUGAAAAAGGCCAAAUUAAUGCAAACAAAAACUCAGAACAGGCGAAAUCAUGACAUGAUGAAUAUUUUUGAUGCCAGGGAUAUAUGGAAGAAGCGUUAUUUUGAAGAAAAGAAGAAGACUCCGCCAUUGGAAGAGCAGUGCAACAGAUUACGACAUGAACUAGAUAUCAUUCAUAGGAAAUUAAUGAACACGUUGGAAGGACCUUCGAAAGAUAAAUCCACCAAACAUGGUGACUUGAAACCUUCCCAAAAGGUUGGUGACAAGCAAGAACCAGGACAGUUCUAUCCUGCUAAUUAUAGAAACACAGGGCAAGCGCCUCCAUAUAAUCAGAAUUACGAGGAUGGCUUAAUCAGACAGGGCUAUCAGAGAGCAUUGCUGAAUAAUACGACUGAAAAUUAUCAAGAAUACCAACCACACCAUGCUAACAAUUAUUAUAAUGGACAAGUAAUUCCCAGGAAAAUGGGGAGCCCAAAACUUCCACCUAUCUCCCCUCAAUCAAAAAAGUCCAGUCGACCCUCUAGUUAUUAUGAUCAGACAAAUACCUAUCGAAGCCCACUUAAUUCAGCCUAUCAUCGUCCCUAUUCCUACCAACCCCCAACUAAAUCCGGGUCAAGGUUUUCAUCACCUAAUAGUGUAUCCCCUAAUGCAAGAGGGAAUUUUCGUUCUCCGGCUAGCUCUGGUAAAAGUGUACGAUUUGAACCUUCAAGGAGGAACUCAAGAGGAAUAAACUACUAUUGAAACUGCGGAGAAUAGGUGUAAAUUGAGGCGGAGAAAGUUCUAAGAUUGCUAUAUUUCAUACUUCAUGUUAAUUUUUCUUCAACUCCGAGCUGUUAAUUUUUAUGGUUUGAUUAGUUUUGAGAUGAUGAGAUAAAUGGAUUACUAUUAGCAAUCAUGCCAUAGAUGUAGUCAUUUCCUUGCCAUUUUGAUUUCUGUGAUAUGUUUUUAUUGAAUUUAAUGCGUACUUGCAUGUAAAUACUCUUUGCUUUGCAUAAUAUGUUUACAAUAUUUUAUUAGCAAUUAAGAUCUUGUUUCAUAACAGUAUUUCAUUAUGCUGGAUGGAAAAAUUUGAAAUGAAUAGCAAUGAUAGCAAUGAUCCUACUUGUAGUAAUUCCAAGUAUUAAGUGUCAGUGUACUGAAAGGUAGUCGUUUUAUAAAAUUAGAAAUCAAAAACCUUCAUCUAAGCCCAAGAAUUAAAAUUAUCCAUAAUCUCUUGUUAGGUUUUAGACUUGAUAAAGUACUGUAGAAAAUAAAGAGAUGUGGAUUCAUGAAAUAAACUGACUUCUAGCAAACUAAAGUACAUGAUCCUCUAACUUUAUUGUUAAAUCAUAUCUCACUUAGACUGCACUUUAGGAAAUCAAUUUUGGUAUACUUUAAGUUUUAGACGGAUUCUCUGGGUUAUCUAACUUUGCUGAUAAAUUGCUUACCUUAAAUUGGAGCAUUUGUUGGUGCAUUUGUUGUGUGUACAAACUCAGAAGGACAUUACCAGUAUUGUUUUGUGACACAAUGUCAAUAUAUCCUUGAACUUGUGUGUGAUAUACUGUAUUCAGUGCCAAGUUUUCUUGUCCAUGCAUAGAGUGCUGCAAUAUGUAUUGUUCUACCAACAUUUUAUUCAGUGAUACACAGACUGAAUCGACACACUAUAUGAUUUUGUUGACAUAACCUGCUUGGGUGUUAGUAGGGCGGAAAUGUCUCUCAUGUUAGGGAAUUUAUAUACAUAUUUUUUACUAGUAUAUGAUCAUGGAUAAAUCUGAUCCUCAUAAUCAUUAAGUAUAAUUCUGUUAGGUGCCAACAUUUAAAACUAUAGUCAUUUUCUUAAAUGUCUAGUGAAAAAUUUCCAUCAAUGGUUUAAUUAUUUUAAACCUUAGCGGCACCUUAUAGAGGACACAAUCUUUCCAUGAUACAGAUAUUUUUUGAAGUGUUCUGUGAUAUAUUUCUGUCUCAUAUUUUUAUAUUUGCUGUUCAUUUGGUACUAAUGAAUUUAUGAUGUCAUGAUUUUUCAAGGGCAAUAUUAUAUUAUUGUAUGAUUUCUUGACUUAACAAAAUAAAGUAUAGACUGUC